Molecule: messenger RNA, 2830 nt
Organism: Saccostrea echinata
Lineage: Eukaryota; Metazoa; Mollusca; Bivalvia; Ostreida; Ostreidae
Product: putative nuclease HARBI1
Exons: 3
Coding region: 520-1242 (240 amino acids)
Source: RefSeq, a predicted model, not a curated record
UUAUAUAUUAUCAAAUUUUCUAAACCCUCUGAGAUUCUUAAGAAAUAAAUAAUGUUUAAAUGCUCACUAGUCACAUGAAAUCCUGUGAAGCCUCUUAUAAUUUUUUUUUUAUUCAUGGGCAUUUCUCCUUUUUAUAUUUGAGGCAAACAUUUCAAUUUAAAUGUUACACCACCCACUCACUGAAAUAUUGUCUGCAUGUUGCCUCAAACUGUGACCUACAUCAGGCCAUGACCUCUUAAUUUGCAACAGAUGUGUAUGUCAGUACAUAUGUUCAAGUAAUUCCCUUCUGUAGCAAUUUAAUACAAUUGAAUAGUUAAAUAUUCAAAUACUCAUAUUUAUUAAACAUUUAUAUUAAUCCAGAGAAAACAUAAUUAAUUUAAAUACCACAGGAAAAUGCAAUUUAGAAAUAUUUAUGUACAAAAUUCUUAGGUAUUGUCAACUCUCAGGGUCCUGGCCAAAGGAGAUUUCCAGUCUGAGGCUGCAGACAUUCAUGGCAUCUCUCAGCCCUCAUUUAGCAGAAUGUUUAUGGAUGUUGUCGAUGCCCUGAAUGGAAGUUUAGAUAAUAUAAUCUUCCCUUCUCGACCAGCUGAGAUUCUGAAAACCAAAGAAGACUUUCUGAGAUUGUCCAAUUUUCCUAAUGUUGUCGGGGCCAUUGAUGGGACUCUGAUUCCCAUCAUUGGAAUGUCUACAGAUGAUGAACACGUGUUUGUGUCCAGGAAAGGGUUUCAUGCCAUUAAUAUGCAAGGAAUUGUGACAGCUGACCUGAAAUUUAUAAAUAUAGUUUGCAAGUAUGGAGGAGCAACCCAUGACGCAUACAUACUUGCAAACAGCAACAUUCCAGAAACGAUGGAGCAGCUACCAGGUGGGGGCUGGCUUUUGGGCGACAGUGGUUACCCUCUCCGCCCAUGGCUAAUGACUCCAAUACUCUCUCCACAGACCAAACAGCAGGAGAAGUAUAAUGAGAGCCACAUCAAAACAAGGAAUUGCGUUGAGAGGGCCUUCGGUGUCUUAAAGUCUAGAUUCAGAUGUCUUCACAAAACAGGUGGGGCUUUAGCAUACACCCCAACAAAAUGCGUUCGUAUUAUUGAGUGUUGUUGCCGUCUGCACAACAGGGCCAUAGAAGAAAAACUUCCAACACCAGUGGCAGGACAAGUUUCCAUCUAUUCCGACAGCCAUACUGUAAACACACAAAAUAUUGCCAGUGCUAUAAAUAUAAGAAAUAUCAUUGUUAGGCGGUUUUAAUGAUAAACAUACUUAUUUCUCAACAACUUAAAGGGGCUUGGACACUGAUUUGAGUUAUUAUUUUCUCAAAUUUUCUGUAUAAUGUCAGGGAUAUAUAAUUGUGACUACAGCAUUUCAGUAUUGUCAGUCUGUGCUCAGUAAUGUCUGUAAAGUUCAACAAAUUGAACACACACGGUGAAGCGUAAACAUAAACAAUAACAGAGCUUGUGCCCUGUUUACAAAAACAGUUGUUUGACAUGAUGUAAAGAUGAAUGCCAAUGAAUUCUAAAAUUAUUCAUGUAAGUUUAAUUCAUCUGGCCUUAUUUUUUGAAUAACCAUAAAAAUUUAAAUUGUAAACUGUGUCCAGGCCCCUUUAAUGGAAACAGGAGGCCCAUGGGCCACAUCACACACCCGAGGACAUUGGCUAGAAAGGGGAGACAGGCAUGACUUGUUCAUACUUGAAUCUACACUAACUGAGGAUGCUUCCAUCCAUAUUUCUUUGACUUCAGAAGAAUUUUUUUUUACAAGUUUGAUCUUCUAUUGUGGCCCUGCCCUACACUUGGGAAAAUGAUUUGAACAAACUUGAAUCUACACUACCUGAGGAUGCUUCUGAAUUAAUAUGACUAAUCAUGACUUUGCUAUUCUUGGGAAGAAGAUUUUUAACGAUUUAUCCCAUUACAUAUUCCUUCCCUCAUUGUGACCCCACCCUUGCCCAAGGGGUCAUGAUUUGGAGAAACUUGAAUCUACACUAUGUCAGGAAGAUUUCACAUAACUUUCAUCUUUUCUGGCAGAGUGGUUCUUGAGAAGAAGAUAUUUUUUAUGACCCCACAUAAUUAUUUCAUUUUCUUAAUUAUCUUCCUAAGGCUAAAAGGGUGUGGCCCUUCAUUUGAACAAGCUUUAAUCUCCUUUACCCAAGGAUACAUUGUGCCAAGUUUGGUUGAAAUUGGAUCAGUGGUUAUGGAGAAGAAGAUGAAAAUGUUAAAAAAAAAAAUUAUGACAACAACCACGAUGACAGACAACAGACAAUAUUUGAUCAGAAAAGCUUACUUGAGCUGAGCUAAAAAUCAGGAUUUAUGAAAAAUUCACAAAGUAUUUUACUGGUUGAUUGAGGGGUAUAUAUGUAGAAUAAUAAUUUUACUCUGCAUUCUUAAGUUUCAUUUCCCUUUGUCAGUAUAUAUCAAAAUUGGUAAUGGUUAUGGAGGAAUAAAAAGUAUCAUACCUUAAUGUAUGUCCAGCUUAACCCUGCAAAGGGGAAAUAACUUUUGUAAAUGUAGACAUCAUUUAUAAAUAUUUUGGUUAUCCUGUUAAAAGAAUUACAAUGUGCUUUACUUUAAAGAAUGAAGUUAAACUAACCUAAUACAUGAAAUAUAGCAGUCUGAUAAAAGUUUUCAUUAUAAAAUUUUACAGUAAUACAUGUACAUUCUAGGUUGGAUAUAAAUGUAAUGUGUAAUACUUACUCUGGUGUGCAUCAGAAAAUUAUUCAACAAAACUUCAGUUGUGCCUAUAUGCAUGGAAGUAUGUUUAUUGAGAAAACAUACAAAUUAUAACCUUUCCAUUACCAAAAUCAAAAUAAAUUGCUGUAAAUAAUAAGUUCAUUAUACUAUUUGAU